Messenger RNA from Cetraspora pellucida, 676 nucleotides. NCBI's taxonomy places the organism in Eukaryota, Fungi, Glomeromycota, Glomeromycetes, Diversisporales, Gigasporaceae. The record is from the annotation of a GenBank genome assembly.
AUGGAAACUGCACAACCAUAUAUCCACCAUAAAAAAGAAGAGACUAACGAAUUUGAACUUGAUAUAGAUGUUGAGCCACAUAAUGGAUAUCCUAUUACGCAAAUUGUUUGUUCACCUAAGAUGGAGUAUGCUGCUACAUUAAGCGAAUUUGAUAAAUCCGUGGUCUUGUGGUCUAUCGAUUUAAAAAGCCAUAGUUUGGAAUAUGAAAACAUUAUUUCAAUUAAUAAUAUUGAUGUUGGACCGGGAACAUCAACAACAUUUACAGUUUCAGAUGAUGGAUUUGUUGCAAUGAAACUUCGUAGACUAAAUCCUCGUAACUUUGAAAUUUACAACCUCAAAAUAGAAAUCGAAAUAUCCCCUCUGUAUUUUCCUUAUUUACACAAGAAUAUUAGUCAUUUGUCCUUUAUUACUAAUGGAAACCUCGUGACGAUCAGCACUAACGAACACAAAGCAUAUAUUCUUUUUCCAAAAAAAACAAAUGAUAAUGUCAAAUGGAUUUUCAAAUCAAUGAUUGAACUGAAAAAUUUUAGUACUUCAGAUAAAAUAUACAUAGCUCCCAAAGGAAAAUUGAUUUUUUUUAAAGAAGAGACUUAUGAGAUCACGAUAUGGAAUUUAGAAACUUUAAUGAUUGAAGCUCAAAUUUUGUUGGAUUGGAAUUUAAUUUCGAGUGCAUUGG